CCUACUUCUAAUAGAUUUGAAUCACUGGUCUAGUCAAUCUCAUCUGGCAUGGAGAAAGGCCUGAAAGACAGUCCCUUCUCUACUCCUGAAAUCCAAAUUGAUGAAAUUACAUCUAUAGAAAGAUCAUGGGGUGAUAUGGAACCAAAAGAAGAAUGCUCAUGCCAGACUACUUGUAAUUCUUGUUCAAACUCAAGCAUACUGAAACAAGGGCUUAUCAAGCAAAUAGAUUUUAAACAAUGCUUUCAGCAAACAGGAAGAAAAGCUCCAACAGAAUCAUUGCCAAGCAGAAAACAACAUUUACAAAAACCCCCAGUACCUCCUAAACCUCCUCACCUUCAGUCUGCUGGUUCUGGGAGACAUUUGCAGAGAGUCCCUACAGCUUCAUCCAGGCCGUCAUCUGAGGUCCUCGAAUUAACAAAAUACACCAUCUUCACACAACACUUAGAAGGCAGAAGACAAGCAGCAGCCAGUGUGUUUUCAAUUAAAACAUUUAAAGGUGCCAGCCAGCCACCAGAAAAUCAUACAAAGGACCAACCAAUCUCACCUGUUAAUAUGGAGCCUGCUUUAAACUCUUCUGAAAGAAUCGACCCUGAACAAUCUAUAUCUAGUAACUAUUCAGCAUCAGACUCAUGUGAGGUGGGUACAUCCGAUGAGAUUGUACAAACAGUUGAACUUUCUGACUCUGACAUAAUGAAAAUGAUAGAACUUGGCAUGCAUGAUGUAAAUACUCGGCGAGAUCACAGUAGAAUAAAUCAAACUGAUGGCCAGCCUAAAGACCAAAAUGAAAACAGAGGGGGUUCAGCCAUGGAACAAAAUGGAAAUGGCAAAAUGCCAAACAGAGACAGUGGCAUUGAUAGUCCUUCUUGCAGUGGGGAGGUAGAGGGUUUUCCAAAUGAUGAGUCUGGAUAUGGAAGAAAGAAUGCCACAACUCUGGAAUGUUUAUCAGAUAUGGGGGCACAAAGAAAGGGAAACAACAUGAAAAUUAAAGAACAAAAACGGGAGUCAACACAGGAUGAGGAAGAUGAUGACAGUGAUAUGGAAGAUGUCAGCAGUGAGGAGCAUGAAGCUGUGGAAAUACUGAAAUUAGAACAUUUGGACACCACAAAGAUAUCUAUGCCAGAGAAACUACUUAACAUUGCUAAUGAACUUCUCCAGACUGAAGAAGCCUAUGUCAAACGAUUACAUCUUUUGGACCAGGUAUUUUGCUCACGGUUAACUGAAGCUGGAAUUCCAUCUGAUGUGACAACUGGAAUAUUCUCUAAUAUAUCUUCCAUUUAUUGCUUUCAUGAACAAUUUCUUCUACCUGAACUGAAGAUAAGGAUUACAAGAGAGUGGAACACAAAUCCAAGAAUAGGGGAUAUCCUUCAAAAACUGGCUCCGUUUAUGAAAAUGUAUGGAGAGUAUGUGAAAAACUUUGACAGAGCAAUGGAUUUAGUAAACACUUGGACACAGCGGUCUGCAAGUUUUAAAGGGACAGUGCAGAGCAUUCAGAAAGAAGAAAUUUGUGGAAACCUGACAUUGCAGCAUCAUAUGCUGGAGCCAGUACAGAGGAUCCCUCGCUAUGAGCUUCUUCUGAAGGACUACCUCAAGAAACUUUCAGAUGACUCCCCAGACCGGAAAGAUGCUGAAAGGUCUCUAGAAUUGAUUUCUACAGCAGCAAAUCAUUCAAAUGCUGCUAUACGUAAAAUGGAAAAGAUGCACAAAUUACUGGAAGUGUACGAAAGACUGGGAGGUGAAGUUGAUAUUGUGAAUCCAGCAAAUGAGCUAAUAAAAGAAGGGCAUAUCCAAAAGCUGUCUGCAAAAAAUGGGACUGCACAAGACAGAUAUUUAUUUUUGUUUAAUAGCAUGAUGUUGUAUUGUGUACCAAAACUACGACUGAUGGGCCAAAAAUUUAGUGUUCGGGAAAAGAUCAGUAUUGCAGGAAUGCAGGUGCAAGCAGUUGUCAAGCCAAAUAUACUUCACACAUUUACGAUAACAGCAAAGCAGAGAACACUGGAACUAGAAGCUAGGACAGAAGAAGAAAUGAAUGACUGGAUUCAGGUUAUAAGGGCAACAGUUGAACAACAUAAGCAAAACAGUGAAACAUUUAAAGCUUUUACCAGCUCAUGUAGCAGAGAUGAAGAACAUACCUCAGAGCUAACAGGGUUUGGAAGAGCCAGUUCUUUGGAGAACAUGUCUGGAACAGAUGGACUUAGUCCGGCUUGCACACCAGAUGCACCAACAAGAAUGAAGACAAAGCGUGAGAAGGAAAAACAAGCUUGCAAAAGCUGCAGUGAAAAUUUUAACUCUAUUACCAAGCGGCGCCAUCACUGUAAGCAGUGUGGAGCAGUCAUUUGUGCCAAGUGUUCUGAAUUUAAGGUACUUGCUGACAAUCGCAAUAAUCGAGUAUGUAAAGAAUGUUAUGAGUUUUCAGCGUCAGUGCCAUGUAGUCCUGUGAUGGAGAGUUCUGCUGAGCAGAAAAGAAGAUUAGCAGCAGAGAAACAUAACUCUUUAAUAGCUGAAAACAGCCUGUUCUGCAGCCAUUUGCAGUAUCUGGACAAAGGCAAGAACUGGAUUAAGCACUGGGUGACCAUUCCCAAGAGUGAGCCACUUGUUCUGUAUCUCCUUGGAGGCAGUCAGGAGGCACGCACACAGAGAGCUAUACCGUUGCCUGGUUAUGAAGUCAGUCUGGCAGGCCCUAAUGACAAAUUUGAAAUGAAACAUGUUUUCAAGUUAACACAGUCUCAGCAGACCAUCUAUUUCAGUGCAGAUGACAAAGAUAUUCAAGUGAAAUGGAUAGAUAUUCUUAGUAAAGCUGCCAAAGGGGACAUUCCAAUAUUUGAUGAAGAUAAAGACAAUCAGUAAACUGUAUCUUAUCAAAAAUUUAGAGUGACUCCACUAAAUCACACAUGCUCUAUUGUAAAACAGUUACUUGAGAGCAGUUGCAAUGGCACUUUUAUUUCUCAGUGAUUUAAGGUCCUGUCCAGCAACCCAGUAUGUGCCUUUGGGUGGCAUGUGCAAUUUAUUUUGGAGUUCAGCACUGCCACAAGAUUCAGCCCAUAUGAAGUUCUGCAUAAAGUUGGACUUCCUGUACACAUGCUGCAUAUCUCUGCACAAGAAAACUGAAGCUGGGCAUAAUAAAAUGAAGAAGCAUGAAUGUCCAUAAGAAAAGUUUUUUCAUACCUAAAAGAAAGGAGCAAAAUGGUGCUACAACUUGGGUCUGAAGGGCCCCAACUUGAUGUUUGAAGCAAAUAAUUAUUUUUUAAAUUAAAAGAUGGAGCGUCCUAAAUGUAUGUUCCAGUUCUGUUAUACUGUUUCCUUGCAAGAUUAUGCAUUCCAUUUCAUCAUGUCUACAGGGUAAAAUGAGGCAAAGUCCUAAGAACUGGCAUUUAUGUUAUGUUUUGUGUUGACGACACAGCAGAGAAGCAGAGGCUGGACAUCACAUUUCAUAAAAAUAUAGUAUAACUACAGUCAGGAUAAUCUGCUGUUUCUGAGCCUUAGUAACAAACAUUCUGCAUACUUUAACAGCCGAGAGAAUAAUAUUGUGGACCUAACAUGGCAGGAAAUUUGGAGUGUUGCACUUGUAUAGUGAUGUUGUUUACUGGAUAGGGUUUAAAGAUGAUAACUCCGACCUCACAUGUAAAAAUGGGAAAAAGAGGUUGUGGCUGGCUGGAUGGAUGAACUAUCAUUUUUCUCUGCUUUAGUCUUUGUUGAAAGCAUAUAUAUUUUUUGUCAAAUACUGAUGAUGUGCUUAAGAAACUACCCUUAACUGAUUUAUUAAUAGAAUACAGAUUUCAUACUGAAGCAUUAAUAAUCCUUUUAUUAUGGCAGGAUAUUUAUGACAGAUGGAUUCAGCAGUGUUGUGUAUAUUGAUGUUUGCUGGAUGGGAUUUUAAAGAGGGAUAAUUCCAUAUAUAUAACUAUCCUUUUUAAUUCAGUCUUUGUUGAAUGUGCAGUCUCUUUUUGUUUAAUGCUAAUGGUGUAAGUGAAAAAGCUCUCCUUAACUGAUAUAAUACAAGACUACAUGUUUUGUACUGAAGCAUUAAUAACCCAUUUAUUGUGGCAAGGUAUUUUUGUCAGAUGGCGUCAGCAGUGUUUGUAAAUAUGUCUAUUCAAAUACCUGUAGUGGCUGUUUUAUCAAGUGUACAUUUCUGUAACUGAAUUAAUGCUGCCUUUGUGUACAAACUAGUUAAGAGCUUGUGGCUGGCCACUGACAAUCCCUAGGUCACUGUUGAUUGUCUGACAAAAAGCAGUUGGAUUUGUGAAGUCUAUGUGCUGUGAUUAUCUUGUUAUUAUUAUUAUUUUUUACUAAAUCUGCAUUUUCCCUGUGGUAUUAUAGAACAAAAUAUAAUAAGAAGAACCAUAGAAAGUAUUAUCACUUUCUAUAGCACUUGUGACAUAGCAAAAAUGUGCAUGUUCAGUCAGUCAUAUAUGUAUUGUGCUUUUCUUUUUCAAAUAAUAUAAACAUUCCUAAUCAACAACAUUAUGUGAAUUUGAAAAUGGGUUAAUGUUUAUCUCCUGCUGAAACCACGUACUUCAACAUCAGACAAAACAAAAAUAAACAAAGAAAAAUCUUUA
Molecule: messenger RNA, 4556 nt
Organism: Protopterus annectens (West African lungfish)
Lineage: Eukaryota; Metazoa; Chordata; Ceratodontiformes; Protopteridae
Gene: FGD3
Product: FYVE, RhoGEF and PH domain containing 3
Exons: 19
Coding region: 49-2844 (931 amino acids)
Biological process (GO): cytoskeleton organization; filopodium assembly
Cellular component (GO): cytoplasm
Molecular function (GO): guanyl-nucleotide exchange factor activity; metal ion binding
Source: RefSeq, a predicted model, not a curated record